AUGGCGGUUGAACUGAUUUUUGAGAGGUUAUUGAAUAUAAUCUUGUUUGUUGUAUAUCGUCCUCCUAAUACAGAUCCCAAUCUGUUUAUCGAUUAUAGUGUCACACUUCCCAAUGAUGCUCAAUCACAGUCACAUGACAAACUCGUAUAUGUUACAGUUUUUGAUUGGCAUAAUCUUAUUAACGCCAACCAGUAUGGUUUUCUGAAAAAUUGUUCCACGGACUUGGCUAUUUUAGACAUGAAUCAAUAUGCCAUGGAAAAUAUUAAUUCUAAAUCAGCUGGCAGAUAUCGAACCACAGCUGCCAUUGGAGCAGUCUUGUUAUCGCCAACGGAAAUAGACAAUCGAGUUGAUGAGGAGGAAGAUGACGAAAACAGUCAGACUACAGAUCGGAUCUUAAGACCCAUCUGCUUGCAAAAUUCACUGAGGAGCGCUCUUGAACAUCGCGGAAACAGCGCUUUACAAACUAUUUGA
Helobdella robusta is the source of this 471-nucleotide messenger RNA. RefSeq lists its product as hypothetical. The record is from RefSeq and is a predicted model, not a curated record. Lineage: Eukaryota; Metazoa; Annelida; Clitellata; Rhynchobdellida; Glossiphoniidae. The transcript is spliced from 4 exons. The coding region runs from base 1 to 471 and encodes 156 amino acids.